Saprolegnia diclina VS20 is the source of this 354-nucleotide messenger RNA. RefSeq lists its product as hypothetical. The coding region runs from base 1 to 354 and encodes 117 amino acids. The transcript is spliced from 3 exons. The record is from RefSeq and is a predicted model, not a curated record. Lineage: Eukaryota; Oomycota; Saprolegniomycetes; Saprolegniales; Saprolegniaceae.
AUGGCGCCCCAAGUCGUAGCCAGCAACAGCGUGCAUGAGAUCGACGCUCCGUGGUCGCCAACAGCGGACGCGCCUGCGACGCCGCCGCCCGAGACGCCACCGACGCCGUGUCCGCAUACGUUCCGCACCAACGACGGUACGCUGCACGGCUUCUUUGCGUCGAUGUUUCUCUACUCGGCGGGUCCGUUCUGCUGCUGCACGCGUCAGCGUCGGUGCAUGCAGUGCGGCGCCGUCUUGGAUGCGGAGAACCGCGCGAUCGAGCGGUCGUACAGCGAUAGCGACACUGACGAGUCGCACGGUAAUAUGCCAGGCGACGCGCCCAGUGAGACAACGCCGAUAUUGCCACGACCGUGA